GGAAAGAGAAAAAAGUUCGAAUUCCAAUUUUACCCCCGUACAAUUCUGACAAAACGCCAAAUCGGAUUCCACAAAACUCCACACGAUCAUUUCUCCGUUCAGACAUUGUUCAGCUCUGCUCGUAAACUCACUGACAAUUUGACGUCAACCGAUGGUCCAGCCAAAACUCCAAGGAACCAUUCACAUGCCAUCGCGUGGCGUUGAAGCAAUGUCCCGGAGUGUGAUCGUGGCGGUGAAGGCAGAGAAGGUGAUAUCUAAAACUGCAUUGUCUUGGACCAUCACACACGUGGCGAGGCCCGGCGACUGCAUUCUUCUCCUUGCCGUCUUGUACGAGAAGAUGAAUGGUGGGAGGAGAUUUUGGGGAUUUCCGAGAUUGAAAGGUGUCCGUCGGAGUAGUGACCGGAAAAAGUUACCGGAUAAGAUCGGACAAAUCUCGGAGUCUUGUUCUCAGAUGGUAUUCCAAUUUCACGAACUACGAUAUCUCUUUAAUCCACCAGUUUCCCAGACAACCAUCGACGCUUCUCCUUCUUCUUCUCUAUUUUAUUUUUCUUUCUCCCAAAAUUCUCUCUAUAAGCUACAUAAUCUUGCCGGAGCUUUCCGAUGUAGAUUCAAGCCUUUAAGCAGAUGA
Messenger RNA from Olea europaea var. sylvestris, 628 nucleotides. RefSeq lists its product as uncharacterized. Lineage: Eukaryota; Viridiplantae; Streptophyta; Magnoliopsida; Lamiales; Oleaceae. The record is from RefSeq and is a predicted model, not a curated record. Bases 152 to 628 code for a protein of 158 amino acids. The transcript has 3 exons.